Messenger RNA from [Torrubiella] hemipterigena, 1242 nucleotides. The record is from the annotation of a GenBank genome assembly. Lineage: Eukaryota; Fungi; Ascomycota; Sordariomycetes; Hypocreales; Clavicipitaceae.
AUGAUGUGUGCUCGACUCAACCGGUCCUUUGUUACCGUCCUGCUCCUCCUGGUCGUGGGCCUGGUUUCUGCAGACCUGCUGGAAACCUACGGAUGUUCCCAGGAUGAAGACUAUUACUGCAAACGGAGAGACGACGGAGUAAGGCGUGAGCCAAUCAAAUGUCAGCGGUGCAGCAACACUCUGCUAGAGGUGAUGCGCGCGGUCAAGGUGCCGCGACCAGAAGAAAGGCGUCACCGCGACUACUGCGAGAAUCUGAUCACCACCCAUGAGGAUUUUCAACACCGGUACCGAGAUACUUUCAACGCGGCGCUAGAACAGUGCAUUUUGCCCGAAAUGCUGCUGUACGACGGAGCCAAAGAAUGCAACUCCGCGAGUGGUGGUGUACUGGCUUCGUGCGCUGCGACGGCGAAUUUCCACGAAUGUCUCUGCAACCAACGGUAUGACUCAAACGAUUUCAGCCGCCUGACAUUUUGUUUCAAGACCGGAGGUCAGAUCGACCUGGAUAAAGCUUGUCCCAAUGGACCUUCUGGCUUCCGUGAUCUUCCCCCCAGGCCCACAAGAAGUCUAUAUCUUAUGCAGAAAGACCAGUUUGCGAAGCGGGUAGGAUCACAUAGGAACGGUCGACGGGAUGAUGAAUAUGAUUAUGAGUGCUCGGAAAAUGGAAGCUCUUUUCCUCCCUGCGUUGAGCUGCAAUUCAGCCCGGUCUUGAGGGAUGGGGACUUGGGUUUCUACAUCGAUGCUAACGAGCGGUGCAUCUUCGUCGACCUUGCAACCUACGAGCCUCUAGAUUACUAUCCGUACAAGGUUCCAGAGGCAGCAUACUUUGACGAAGUCUUCACGGAUGAAGGGUACUACUGGGCGAGACGAUGCUACUGGUAUCCCUUCUCCAAUAAUAUCUGGUGCUGGCAGUUCCCGAUCAACGAGGAAGACUAUGAGAAUUACGCCGACUCCUUGGCCUCUCAGACGCUCACCUUCAGCUCUACAAUCAUUGGUACCGUUCCUGCUACCGCCACAACGUCUGCGUCGGCAGCGGCUGUCACUACAGGUUCAGGCUCUCAGGCGACGCACACCGCAGGAUCUAGCGCCGCGGCAGCAUCUUCUUCUUCUGGGCCAAAAGGAACUACUCAGACAACAAGCAGCGGGCCGAAAUCAGCGCCAGCUUCUGCAGGAUCUCAGUCUCUGGUGCCAUCUUGGAUGUUUGGGCUUGAGCUUCUUGCUCUUCUGUAUUAUGUACUUGUAUAA